AUGCUGGCGGUCUAUGUGGUGGCACUCGUCUGGACGACGACGUCGCUCUCGGCGAUGGCACUGACCAUUCGCGACGCAGCGAGCCAAAACGAUGUGACGGGCUCGUUGACUUCGAGUGACCCGGCGAUGAGUCCGGCAGAGAUGCUUAUGGGUGGUUACACACAGUUCUCGGCCAUGCCCGCGCAGGGCUUUGAAGCGCUGCCUGUCGUCAUGGUGGCCAAGGCGCAAGCAGCUGGUGCUCGUGCAGUGCUGCUGGACAAGUUUUUCGUCGAACAGCCGUUUGGCGCAGAGGCCGACGACAAGACGGAUGUCGGCCACGGGAGCUGGUACAACGAGUUUGCAGACGCCGGCGCUCCCAUGGCAGGCAACCAUCAUUCUGUCUUUACCGCCAUCUCGUUCAUCCUCGACACUGCGGGUCCGCUCGCUAACAGAGCCCUCGGUCCACCCAUCGAGCUCGUCUUUGAACAGAUGCCGCUUGUCGAGCCCGAGACCGACGCCCUUCGUGACCUGUACAUCUCGCUCAACGGGCCGUCGUGGAACUGGGCCUCGACCAAUGUCAAUGGCAAGCCGUGGCUGUUUGUAGAGGGGGCCGACCCGUGCUACGACAACUGGGCCGGCAUUGUCUGCAACGAGGGCGGAAGCAUCGACCAGCUCCUCCUCCCGCAGCUUGGCCUUGUUGGCUCGCUCCCCGAGUCCAUCGGCAACCUCCUCGAUCUCACCGUCCUCGACCUCUCUAACAACCGCAUCUCGGGCUCGCUCCCCGUCCGUAUCGGCGAGUGGGUCUCCAUCAGGACCAUCAACCUCGCCUCAAACUCCAUCUCCGGCGACGCCAUCCCGCUCUCCUGGGCCAGCCUCGACGUCGAGACGCUCAACCUCGAGGGCAACCUGUUUGGCGGCCUUCUCAUCGCCUACAACUUCCCCCAGGCCGUCCGAUCUAUUCUCAUCUCCAACAACAACAUCACCGGCCCGCUGCCGACUGACCUCUCGGCCUACGCCUCGCUCAACGAGUUCCGCGUCGCCAACAACCGCCUCACGGGGCCCAUCCCGCCGAGCCUCUUCAGCGCCAGCCUCACGCUCGACGUCAUCGACCUCUCGGGCAACAGCCUCGAGGGCGUCGUGCCGCAGGGCAUUUUCCUCGUCACCGAGCUCGAGCGCCUCGAUCUCUCGCAAAACAGUUUUACCGACGUCGCCACUCCUCCGCCCGGUGCCAUUGUCUCCAUCGAGGUCCUCGACCUCUCGCACAACCUCCUCACCGCCGUCCCGAACUUGCUGGCCUUUACCAGCCUUUCCUCGCUCUCGCUCGCCAACAACAACAUUGGCGGCCUCCUCCCGGCCAUCCACAUCGCGAGCCUCCGCGAGCUCUCGGUCGCCAACAACGAGCUCACCGGCUUUGAUCCGGGCUUCUCCGAGUACUAUGAGGACUUUGCCAACACCACUUCGCUCGCCGCCCUCGACGCGUCGGGCAACAGGCUCAGCUCGCUCGUCGACGUCCUCCGCGCCCUGCCGAGCAUCCUCACCUCGAUCGACCUCUCCAACAACGAGCUCACCUUCCCCUACCCGUUCUUCGACUUUGGCUACCUCUCUCGCUUUGAGUUGCUCUCGGAGAUCUCUCUCGCCGACAACCUGCUCUCCUCGCUGGUUGUGGUCUCCACCGACGCCGCCGAGGGCUUCCCCUUCCUCUACGAGAUCGACCUCUCCAACAACGAGUUCUACGGGCCCAUCUCGGACUCGUUUGGCACGCUCAGCAUCAGCAUCGACCACUCGUACCACUCGUACCUCCUCUGCAACUGCCUCGACGGCUUCUACAACAACUCGCUCGGCGCCUGCCUCCCCUGCCUGCCGCACGCAAAGUGCGAGGGCUACCCCACCCGCCGCACCACCUCGCGCAUCUCCCCCAUCACCGGCUACUUUCCGCUCCGCCGCAUCAUCACCAUCGACCUCCCCUUUGGCAUCCCCAGCGCCCGCUCUAUCAACUACUCGCUCCCGGACGCCGCCAACUUUACCGACGGCGAGCCCAUCGACGACGAUCUCAUCUUCCUCCCGCCCGACGAGGACUCGUUUCCCGAGGCCCUCGUCCAUCUCGACGACGUCGACCUGUAUGACUCGGACGCCCCGCCAUCGGCCUCGCGCGCCGCUGCCAUUGCUGCUGCCUCCUCGUUUGAGGCCCGUCGUCGUGCCGCUGCUGCCGCGCCCUUUCGCGCCGCCGUCCGCGCUGCCGUCCGCGCCACCACCACCUCGUCGUCCACAGACGAGGCGUCAACGGCGACCAAGGCACUUGUGGCCGUCACCGAGGUGAUGAAGGCGUGCUCGUUUGGCGCCAUGAAGGAGACCGACUCGAACAACCCAUGCGUGGUCAACACCCAGGGCACCUUCUCGUGCAAGGAGGGCCACACCGGCCGGCUCUGCGCCGAGUGCAAGGACGAGUACUUUAGCCGUGACGGCGAGUGCAUCAGGUGCAACCCGGACGACGUCGUCUGGCCCAUCAUCUUCAUCGUCUUCACCCUCCUCGUCCUCGGCGCCGCCUUUGCCAUCGCCGGUAUCCGCGACGUCAUUCCGCGCAUCGAGCGCGUCUACACGCCUAUGAUCGGCGUCCGCGCCAUGGCCGCCACCGUCCACCACAAGGCCUCGUCCGUCAUGGCCGACCACCACUUUGGCAGCGUCCACCAUCACUCGGAGGCCGAGGAGGACGAGGACUACACCUUUGACACCAUCGGCUCGUCCUACGACGAGGAGCAGGAGGAGGCCAAGUCCCGCUCCCGCUCGCGCUCCCACACCAAGGCGUCCAAGGCGUCCAAGGCGUCCAAGGCGUCCAGGGCGUCCAAGGCGUCCAAGGCGUCCAAGGCGUCCAAGGCGUCCAAGGCGUCCAAGGCGUCCAGGUCGGCCGAGACCGGCUCUGAAUCGCUCUCCAACUCGCGCUCUACGCUGCGGUCGACACGCAACAGGGUGGCGCCGGCAGCGUACUCACGGGCGCAGAGCAGGCAAGGCCACAGCCAGCAGCUGUGGAAGCGGUCUGGUGAGCUCGACGCCGAGACAGUGGCCUCAUCGUCGGUGGUGGAGGAGGUCGACUCGCUCCGCGACCGGCGGCGGUCGCUCCGGCUGUACAUCCAGUCGAUCAUCCAGGUCUCGAUCAACUUCUUCCAGACGCUCGCCAUCUGCGUCGCCGACCUCUCGGUCCCGGCCUCGGUGGUCCCCGUCCUCGCCGUCGGCGAGUUCACCAAGUCGUCGUCCGAGGGCAUCGGCCUCGAGUGCUUCCCGCCAUUCCGCACCUUUGCCGCCCGCUACACCGCCAUGAUGGCCCUCCCGGUCAUCGUCGCCACCCUCAUCCUCCUCAUCUUCACCCUCAAGUUUGUCCUCCGCUACGGCAAGGCCCGUGCCGCCUUUGCCGCCCGCGCCGCAGGCGCCAGCAGCAGCCACUCGGACUCUCACCUCUCCUCGUCGCUGCUCUCGGACGACGAAGAGCAGGAGGCGAUCCGCCGGUCGACGUCGGUCUCGGCCUCGGCUUCGGCCUCGGCCUCGGCCUACGAGCUCUCGCAGCACGACGAGGCGCCGCCGCUCGGGCUCGUCUCGGAGGACGAGGCGCUGGAGCUGGUGGCCGUCCCGGCAACGCCGGCAUCCAAGUGGGCCAUCUACGGCGGACAGGUCAUCUACGUCGUCUUCCUCACCCUCAACUACUUCUUCUUCCCCAUCGCCUCGUUCUCGCUCAACGUCUUCCACUGCGAGGACGACCCGGUGUCGGGCGUGUCGUUCAUGGUGGCCAUGCCGCACCUCCCGUGCAACUAUCUCUCCACGGUGGAGAAGGGCAUCCCGCUGGUGGCCUACAUCGUGCUCCCGGUCGUCGUCCUCCUCGCCGUCAUGACCAUCCUCGAGUUCUUCCCCACCACCUACCUCAUCAACACCUCGUUCGGCUUCUGGUUCGACGCCUUCCGCUCAAAGUCGCGCUUCUUUGCCGCCAUCUUUCUCCUCCGCCGCCUCUUUCUCGCCGUCAUCGUCACCUUCCUGGGCGUCAACGCCAUCCAGCGCCACAUCGUCAUCAUCAUCACCCUCCUCGCCUCGGUCGUCCUCGACUACGAGGUCAUGCCCUACUACUUCCGCCGCACCAACAUCGUCGACAUUGCCGCACACGCCCUCCUCCUCCUCGUCUACACCACCUCGCUCCUCGCUGACAUCCUCAACGUUGACGGCGACUCGGCAGAGUUUGCCGGCACCAUCCUCAUCGCAUGCAUCGCCAUCGGCCUGGCCAUCCUCCUCUGGGCCAUCAUCCUCCCUGUCUACAACACUCUUGUCCGCGGCCGCUGGCACGACGCCGACGCCCGCGAGAAGCACCUGCACAAGGUCCUCUCCGAGCAUACUGCCCGCAACGCCGCCGCACACGCCGACGACUCGGACUAAACGCCCCCCCCCCCCC
This is a messenger RNA of Thecamonas trahens ATCC 50062, 4405 nucleotides long. RefSeq names its product TKL/LRRK protein kinase. Bases 1 to 4389 code for a protein of 1462 amino acids. Gene Ontology annotation, cellular component: plasma membrane. Gene Ontology annotation, molecular function: protein binding. The record is from RefSeq and is a predicted model, not a curated record. NCBI's taxonomy places the organism in Eukaryota, Apusomonadida, Apusomonadidae. The transcript has 3 exons.